GUACAACAAAUGUGACAGUGCAUUUGGGGCGUGCGGUCUCCCGGAGUAACAGCUCGCAGAGAAACUCUGCAGAAUGCUGGGUGUCGCCUCGAUCCUUGUGGCUUUACUGUGCAUCUACAUCGUGAGCAACCUGCUGCAGGCGCAGCCCGAGCCCGUCAACGGCAGGUACUCGGUGCCAGGGCGCUUUUACACGCUGAAAAAGUUGCUGGUCAUCUGUGUUUACCGUUACCGCCUGUUCAGGCAGGGGAAGGGCACAGGCACCGAGAAUGAUGCGAACAGGCUGAAGAUGGGACUGGGGCGCAGGAAAGAGGAGCUUCAGUCCCAACCCAGUGAACGGAAAGGUGGAGGGGGUCUGGGGAUAAGCUACAGAUCUUAUGUGGAAGAAAUGGAAUGCGUGCAGGAGUUAGUGGACGACUGUCAUGCUAUUGACUCAGUUUAUUUUAUGGGAUUCACAGAAGUGGAUAAGACCUACUUUAUUGUUCGUAUUUGCCGGAAACCCAAUGACUUAUGUGAAAUAUGGGUGUUGCUUCGAGUUGAUGGAAUUGGAUAUUUUGAGCAUCCAAUCCAUCCUGAUACCAUCAGUUCUGUGGACAGUAAGAACUCAUGGAGUGGAGGUGGUCUGAAGAUGGAGUGUCUCGAGCCACAUCGGCGAUGGCGAAUCACCUUUAGCGGACUUCUCAGAAGGGGUCCAUACAAAGAUAAGUGGACUGAUGAGGAAGAGGAGCUUCUGCACGUCAAGUUUACUUUUAUCUGGACAGCCUUUUCCACAGUGUUUAACUUUGACACAGAUCUUCAUGCCAGUGCAAUUGCUCAAGGCAUUGCUCAAGAGAAAUGGAGUAAAGCUUUCUUUGAUAAGCUGACAAAGUACAAUCAGCAGCAGACACAUUAUGAGCAGUGGGGUCAAUAUGUUGGAGAAAUUGAGAUUGAGGGACAUGAGAGAAAUGAGCUGCUUCUUCGUGGAUUAAGAGAUCAUUCUUAUGGUAUCAGAAAUUGGGCUCAUAUGCAUCGCUAUGUUUUGCUCUUGGCACACUUUGAGAAUGGAUUAUCGGUAAAUUUAAUAAUUCUCUCCAUUUCUGCAACCACCACAAAUAUGAAUAUAGGUUAUGUGAUGUUUCCAAAUGGGAAGAAGGUUGGGAUUGACUGGUCUGAUGCCUCUUUAGCUGACAUUGCUGAUGAUGGGAUCAUUGCUGACCUGUACAGAGUCAGCUUUACAGCAGAAGGCCAGUUAUUUCACCUGCAAAUAUCAAUUGAUAAGGAUGCCUCCCCUGUGAUGUAUGGGGGACUAACUUGGGAAAGUAGAAUCCAUGAGUGCAUGGCAUAUUACCGUCUGAAUUUAACAGUUCGUGGCUGGGGCAUAAUGGAAUUUCAUUACAGAAAUGAGAGUGGUCGGCAGGCUCCAGACUUUAUACCAUUUAGAAGAUUACAGGAACCUGUAGUACCAACAUGCUCCAAGCUGGUGUUGGCACUCUCUGAUAAGACAUGCCAAUGUGCUGCAGUGGUGGGCAGUAAAGGAGCCCAGUUGGCACAGCUAAUGCAAAUGCAGAACUGCUAUAGGAACCAGUUUUUUGUGCCUAUAGGACUCUGUGUCACAAUUGCAGCCCUGGAACAUCACAUGAAAAAGAACAACUGCCUUCAGCAAGCAGUAGCAGAGCUGAACUACGCAGUCUGCAAUGGAAAUAAGAAUGGAAACCUUCCUGAACUGUGUGAAAGAUGUGUUGAAUUGUUCAAGAGAACUGAACUGUCUCCAGAGAUAGAAUGUGCCAUUCGUGAACAGCUGACGGAGCUGAGGUUGCUUGAAGCAGAGGAGCGGUUGGCCAUCAGGUCCAGUGCAAUUGGGGAGGACACAGAGGGCACAUCUGCUGCUGGGCAACUCAGCACUGAACUGGGAGUUAAAGGCUUUGAAGAGGUUUGUGAUGCUGUUCAGAAAUGCUGGGCCUCCCUUUAUUCCUUCCAAGCUGUUCAGUAUCGCCAUCAAAGGGGGCAACCAGUGGCAUCGGGCAUGGGGGUGGUGAUCCAACAGAUGGUGCCAGCCCAGGCAGCAGGUGUGUUGUUUACAUGCAAUCCUGUCACAGGGCACUCGGGCAGGAUGAUUAUCAAUGCAAAUUAUGGACUCGGAGAGUCUGUGGUGAGUGGUCAUUCAGAGCCUGACACCAUCACCCUCUCGCACAAUCUGAAAGGGAAAUGUCAGAUUAUUAAGAAGGAAAUUGGAGUAAAGAAGCAACAGUGCCUCGAAAAUGAUGAAGGUGGAAUUAAAUAUGAAGAUACUUUAAUUUCUGAUGCUGCAAAGUGCUGUAUCUCUGACGAUGUCAUUCUGAGAUUAGGACAAGUUGCUUUUCAGGUCGGAAAAACAUAUGGAGAUCCAAGAGACAUUGAGUGGGCAAUCAAAGGAACAAAGAUUUAUUUGCUGCAGGCCAGACCAAUAACUACAUUCAACACUGAAUCUGAGUUUGAGCUGAUGCAUGAGUUUGAUUCUGCCUUGUCCACAGACUACGAAUGGAUGACAACCUCAAACGUUGGUGAAAUGAUGCCUGGAGCUGUGACACCUCUAACAUCAAGCAUCUUUGUGAGAGCCAUUGAAUAUGCUUUACAGGAAUUGUCAAUGAAAGCUGGAGGAAACCCUUGCUUUUCACCCUAUACCCACAAAUACUUAGGCAUCUGCUGUUCGCAUUUGUUUCUGAAUCUGAUGAGCUUGAAUGCCAACAUGGAACAGAGUAACAUCAUUACCCAGAAGAAAAUGAAUGACUUUGAACUGCUUGGACGGUAUAUGCUCACUGCGGAGUCAAGGAUAAAAAAAUUAAUGGAGAAGAUGAAGACUUAUCAGAUUCAACCUGCAAACCAAGCACUGAAAUUUUACUUCAAUAUAGAUCGGCAAUUGCCAGAGUAUUUUGAGGCUUGGUGCAUAUCACUGUCAAAAUCUUGUAGCUCUGGAACGUGGAAUGCAGUUCUGGUAUCACUUUUGUCGAAUGGAAAAGCAAAAUGGACCCCUGAACUAAUGGCAGAUGUUGCAGUGUUGUAUAGCACAUGUACAGAUGUUGUAUCUGCUGAUAUUCCAGCAUCUGUAGAGGCGAUCGCUGAGGCAAUCCAAACUCAGGGCAAGCGUUCUGAAUUUCUAAAACUGGAUGCAGAGACUGCAGUAUCUUGGCUUCUGUCCCAGGAAAGUGGAGAUGCUGGUUGGAAAUUCCAAAACUUCUUAAAGAAACAUGGCUUUCGCUGCCUCAGAGAGGCUGAAUUCCAUGAAAAGUCAUGGAUGAGUCAUCCAGUAAAGCUACUCCCAGCAAUCCAGAGAGCUUUGCAGAGUGGAAAAGUGAUUGUUGAUAAAGUCGUACUGUCUCCGGAGGAAGCUAUUGCUUCCAUAAGUUCAUCAAUCUCAUGGAUCAGAAAGUAUAUCGUGCGCUUGAUCUUACCUGAGGCAAGAAAAGCUAUUUCUGACAGAGAAUUGUUUAAAGCAGAGGCAAUAAGAAUGAAUGAUGUUUUUAAGACUGCUUAUUGGAAACUAGCUAAACUGAUGGUUCUGGAGGGUUACUUACCAGAUGAGGACUUGCUCUUCUUCCUAACUCAUUCAGAAAUUGGACAAGUUCUUCAGCUGAAAUCAGCAAACAUCAUCUCAAAAGCCCAGCGACGGAGAAGGUUACUGGAAAGGCAAAUGGGUCUGCAAUUUAAAGAAAUGAACAUUGGUAAACCUGUGCCAAUUGACCAAUAUCAGGGUGAGGAAACUGGAAGAAAAAUAACUCUGAGAGGUAUGACAGUAAGCCAGGGGACUGUGAAGGGAACAGCACGUGUUGUGAAAGCCAUUCUGGAUGCUGAGUGCAUCCAGCAGGGGGAUAUUUUAAUUGUGACAAGUACAGACAUUGGAUGGAGCCCAUACUUCCCUCUACUAAGAGGACUGGUCACUGAGAUCGGAGGAUUGCUUUCACAUGGUGCCGUAGUUGCACGUGAACAUGGGUUACCUUGUAUUGUGAGUUGCAAAAAUGCGACAAACCUAUUCAAAUCAGGUGAUUCAGUGAUUCUCAAUGGGAGACACGGAUUUGUGCAAAAAGUUGAAGAAAACUGAAAAUUUGAAUGUAUUGAUAAGACAAAGUCACCUUUGUUUUCAAGUUUCUAAGACUGCAGUUUUAAGUUAAAUAUAACUAAUCACACAGUGAAGUGCUAAAUAUAUAUAUCUAUUUUUAUACAUAGAUAUAGGACAAACAGGAAGAAAGUUAGCCACAAGGAUACACGAACACGAGCUAGCCACAAAAAGACACACCCUC
Molecule: messenger RNA, 4250 nt
Organism: Chiloscyllium plagiosum (whitespotted bambooshark)
Lineage: Eukaryota; Metazoa; Chordata; Chondrichthyes; Orectolobiformes; Hemiscylliidae
Source: RefSeq, a predicted model, not a curated record